AUGCUUUACCUUCCCACCAUGACUCCAAUUGUAUGUUGGAACGAGACUUGGACAAACGCAUAUUUUGUUGCCACCGUACUUCGCUAUACUUUCACAUUGAAUAUGACAUGGUUGAUGAACUCAGCGGCUCAUCUCUAUAGCAACAAACUUUACGACAAAUACAUCAAUCCAACAAAAAACAUAGGCGUUACCAAAAUAGCCUUAGGAGAAGGCUGGCACAAUUGUUACCACUUCCCAUGGGGUAAUAAAGCAUUCGAGUAUGACUAAAGGCUUAAUCCCACAACCGAUAUUGAUUUCUUCGCAAUAAUCGGCUGGGCGUACGACAUGAAAACUAUAUCCAAGGAAGAGAUGAAGAAGAAGGUGAAGAUGAUGGGCGACGGCAGUCAUGAACUGUGGGGCUGGUGCGAUAAAGAUUAG
Dinoponera quadriceps is the source of this 417-nucleotide messenger RNA. Its product is annotated as acyl-CoA Delta(11) desaturase-like. Gene Ontology annotation, cellular component: endoplasmic reticulum membrane. Gene Ontology annotation, biological process: unsaturated fatty acid biosynthetic process. The record is from RefSeq and is a predicted model, not a curated record. Gene Ontology annotation, molecular function: stearoyl-CoA 9-desaturase activity; iron ion binding. Lineage: Eukaryota; Metazoa; Arthropoda; Insecta; Hymenoptera; Formicidae.